CAUAUUGUAAGUACCCCCUUUAUUUACUUAAACCCGUGUUGGAGAAGCCCUGCACGGUCUCUGUUUAUGGCCUCUGCCUAGCUUGCAGACAGGUAUCCACUACCCCUUUAGCCAGGUGCUGCUGGUUUACAGAUGUGAGGCCCAGACAGAGCUAGGAGUGAGGUUGGAAUCUUCCCACAAGUAGUUGAUACAUUCCUGAUUGGAUCCACAGCAGCCUCCUCUCUCUCCUUAAACGGCUUGGCAGCUGCUGGGAGUCCCAGCCCUGUCCACACCCUGUAACCAGCCCACAUGUACUCACGGCACCCCGCCCUGCCACAGCUCUCCACACUGCGUGCCCUCUUCUAACAGUGCCCCUUCUAUGCCAGCAUGUCGGACCCAGCACCCCAGGGCAAUGGCAACUGCAUGAGCCAAGUGAUCUCUUACAGCAAGACCAGGAAGGGGAUCAUCUUUGUAGCAGAAUCAGUAAGUCCCUUAAUGGCUUUAUAGUAACUUUAUGUACUCCACCACACCCCUAACUCUACUAUCUUGGGGGGGGGAGUCCUCUUUCAUUAAUAUUAUUCUUUUUAAUUUUUCUAAACUUCACCUUUUUAUUUGAAUGCACUUUUCAGAACCAUACAAUGUAUCUACAGUACUAAUAUUCUAUUUUAUUACUGUGAUCCAUACGCCACUAGCGAUUUCCUGCCUGUUUCUCCUCCUUGUCUACAUUGUUUUUAUUUUGAACAUUUUAAAGCUAUGUUUAGCCUGUUCUAGGCUCUCCUUUCAUCCUCCUCUCUCUGAAGUUGCAACACGAGGCACAGGGAGCCAAUGGAGGGCUGUCUGUUUUUAUAUGACUGGGAGGCAGAGACACAGAGCAUCUGUAACAUUAUCAUCAAUUUAUAUUAUUGGGUUUAUGUACAUAAGGCGACAGUCUACGUAUGGUAAAUGGCUACAUUCUACUUGUUUCCAUGGUGAUGCAUUCAAUUUUGAAAUUGCUGUUCUACUUCGCCCAUUUUAUAUCAGCCAUAUGUCUAGCUGAGCUACUUGGGGAAAGAUAUAUCUGGCUGUUUAUCUCUCUCUCUCUCUCUCUCUAUCUGUUCCUCCAUCUUUAUAUGUGUAUAUUGUCAGUCUGUCAUCAAUCCAUCUUUAAUUAUGUUAUACAUGUCAAUAUAGUCAUGUUUAAUACAUGAAAUAUAUAUAUAUAUAUAUAUAUUCAAUUGCCUGUCUGUAUAUUUUUAAUUUAUAUUAUCGAUUUGCAAUACGUUUAACCACCUUUUUAAAAAUGUAUAAUACACAUGGCGGUUCCCCCCCACCAUUGUUAUAUUUUAUUUGUUUAUGUUGACAUUCCCUUCUUUGUACGUUUUUUGCACUUUUUUUCCCUCACCCUUCAAUUAUGAUAUUACAAUGAAGCAAGAGGUGCCUUUUUUGUGUGAAAACAGGCACAAGUUAUAACUGCCUGACAAUAUGUAGUUUAUCCCUCUAGCCUCAGAAGGGUUAAUAAAACCUGCUCCUUCCAUUUUUAGAGGUUCCACCUAGUCACUUCCCUCAUUCAUACAGUACCCACUGAGCACAAGGGGCCCAGGAAAAAAUGAGUAACCAAAAAGCUCUCCAUGCCUUCCUGUGGCACACCCAUUGCUCUUUUAAAACUUUUUAAUUUUUUUUAUAGCUGCCCAUAAUUUCCUUGUCAGCCAUUCCAUGCUAGUGGCUCGGGGGAACUGCCCCUUGCCAGCCCUCCCAUGGCGCUUGCCAGCUUUAUUUUUUAUGUUUUUUCAGAUGGUAUUUGUCAAGCUAAAAAAAGGCAGGGCUACAUGAACUGCCAGUGGAGGAUAUUUUAUUGUGGGAAAGAUACCAAAAGUGUGUAAAGUUUCGGCACAUUAAACAUCAGGUUUACCUGGUUUUGGAUCCCCUGAGUGAUCUGUAGACUUUCAGUAUCUAUUGGUAUUUAUUAGUCAUCAAUUAUUUUUAUUUUAUUUAUAUUAGGAGUACCCGAAAAUGCAGUCCCCACAGCUGGAGGUUCCUUUUAUGACUAAACUAGUCAAAAGGUAGACCCCCAUCUGUUGUAGAACUGCAACCCAAUGGCCCUUGCCAGUGGAGGGCUAACCACUCUAACAACUUGGCCCGUGGGGCAAGUAAACACAAAAUGGCCUUCUUUUGUCCAUGAAACUCCGAUCUCAGUGUGGAAGUUCCUUCUCGAGUGGAGCAUGCAGUGUGUGUAUAAAUAGAACUGACAAAUGGAGGCUGCUGGAUUUGAAAGGUGUGCCAUCAUAUACCCCUGUAACCUCCCAGCAGUGUGAAGAAACCUAAUGGGGAAAUAUCCCAACUUGACCAGCCCAUUCCUGGAGAGCACUAAAAGCUCAGGCCACCAACCCAUGUACAAACCCUCGCAGACCUGGAAAAGCAAAGCAGACCUGUACGGUUCCUAUCUGCUACCUUACUCCUGCAGAAUUAUGGCUGAUUGUAUCUAUAAGUCACCCAGUGUUUGUUUAUUUACAUGAGGGAUAACCAAAAAUGAAUCCCCACAAGCGUUCUUCAGCUGCAUCUCACAUGAUUCUCCAUGCAGGCAUUAUGGGAAUUGUAGUUCUGCAUGGGAUAGGUAAUGGGUUACCUACUGGCAUACCUCCCAGCAUUUCACAUGGACUUUACUUUUAGGGUGUGAGUUGGGGUGUGGUCACGGACACAGGGUGAUUUCUAAACACAUUUAUUGUACUUUACAGACACUUUACUGUGAGUGUAUGACAGAACUCCACAGUAAAAAUACCCAGAAACACCAGCAAUAUGGAGCUUGUAAAAAAGAGGGACAGAGGGAUUUAGACCCCAAAAAUAGGGACUAUCCCUCCUAAGUAGGGACACUUGGGAGGUGUUUAUGUGUGUGUUGACUGAUAGAAAAUUGAGAUGAUAGAGGUAUGCAUUUCUACAUCUAAUUUUAUUUGUCACGCUUCACAAAUACAUAUUUGAUAAAUAUAAGGUUCAGCAUUCUCAAAUCUGCCCAGCAGUUCAAUAUGCAGAAUGAGACCGGGAAUUACGACCAUGCAGAGAGCUCUGCCUCGAGAUGGUCCUGUCAAUAUACCUAACCACCCAAUUCAUGGACGGGCCUGCCCAUCUGUGUUCUCAACCCGUGGGCAGGCAAUGUUGGCAAAUAGACUACACCAUUUUCUGAUAAUUUAAUUAUUUCACGUUGCAAUGAAGUAAAUGUGUCUGCCUCAAUUUAAAAAAAAAAUCAGCCAUAAACUUACAGUUUAAAGUACAUAGAGCCAUAGAUGGGUUUAAAUGUAUUUAAGGUUUAAAUUCUGACCAUAAAUUAAUAAAAAGUAACCCCCUCUCCAAAAAACCCACAUCAAUUGAAAAUGGAUUGUAAAAGGAAACUGCCAUAACAAAUACUAGAGAACCCACUUCCCUCUGCCUACGCUGACCUUUUUUGUGGAAUAUUAUUGCUACUAUCUACACACUGUUGUAUUGCUUGUGUAAGUGACACGUGUUAUUGUCCUGUUAAAAAGUUAUUCUGAACCUUAUAGGAAAACUAUAGUGCCAGGAAAACCGUUAUUUUCCUGGCACUAUAGCUCCAUAUAGUACCCCCUCACUUCCCGUGGGGGUAAAAACACCGGAGUCCAGCGCCAAUGUCCCUCUGGUCUGCCUCUGCUCUUUCCCCGCAUGCAGGGUAGACCUAAUGCGCAUACGCGACAAUGGCUGUGCUCGCAUUAGAAUUUCCCCAUAGGUAAGCAUUAUACAAUGCUUUCCUAUGGGGAUACGGGUGACACUGGAUGUUCUCAUGCAUAGCUUGACGACCCGGAAGUCCCUCUAGUGGCUGUCUGGUAGAUAGCCACUAGAGGUGGAGUUGACCGAUAAAGGUAAUUAUUGCAGUUAAUUAAUAACUGCAAUAAUUACCUUUUUGUGGGGUUAAGGGACCAAGGCAUAUGCACCCAGACUACUUCAAUGUGCUGAAGUGGUCUGGGUGAUUAUAGUGUCCCUUUAAAGGUACACCUCCAUCACUGUAUUACCUCUUAUGAUUUUUGUAUAGAUUAUAGCACAUGGAGCUCCCUAUUUCUGUCUUCUCUGAAAGCGGGAAUCAAAGCACUAUAACCACUACAGUGUACUAUAGUGGUUAUGUUGUCCAUAGUUUCCUGGCACUGUCCCACGGUUCUGGCAAUACAUGUGCACAGGUGGUGAAUCAUGGGAUAUAAGGUAGGUGUUAAACCAUUUGAAAAUGGUUCAACACAGAACCUUGGGAUGAUAACCGCAGACUGCAGUGGGUAUCGUGCUUAUAGUGUCCCAUUAGGUUCUAAGACAUGUUUUUACUGAAUUUUAUUUAUUUUGUCCAUUUUUAUUUAGAUCAGGGCUCAGGUUGCCAUUGUGAUUAGGAAUUUUGUCCUGGCGUCUGGAAGUUUGUUAGCCCCCAAGAUGGCCGGCCGAAGGGAGAAUGGAAGUGGGCUUGCAGCUGGUUGAGGGAGAAUGGAAACUGCGGCAAGGAAGCUGUGAUCUUCCUGCUCUGCUCCCUCGUGAGGGAACAGAGCAAAAAGAUGACCGUAGCCACAAAAAAAAUAAUUUGUGAGAGAAUAUGUAUGUGUGUUUCAAUGAGUGUGUUUGUCUGUUUAGGUGACUGGUCUUCCUUUGAUAGCAUGGGAAAGGUGUUUUUACUACCCUUUUUUCCCACGCUGUGCCGGUCUUGCUGCGGCUGGCCCUGCCUCGAUGGCCAAGACAUCAGUCUUCAUAAUCUCAGCCAAUCCAAUGCUUUCCCACAGGAAAGCAUUGGGAGGCUAUUGCACAUGCAUGGCAAAAUGCCAAAUUGCACCUAUCAGCAUCUCCUCAUAGAGAUACAUUGAAUCAAUGCAUCUCCAUGAGGAACGUCUCAGUGGAGAUGCUGAAAGUAGGUGCUGCACAUUGUGCAGCACUGAUCUAGGAACCACCGCUAGUGGCCAUCUGAGUGACAGCCACUAGAGGUGUUUCUAGGCAGUAAUGUAAACACUGCCUUUUAUCUGCAUUAACCUGGAGUGGUUCUGCUGACCAUAGUGUCCCAUUAAGAAUUUUAUUUUUGUCGUUGAAAAUAAAGCUUUGUUAGUUUAAAAAAAAAAAUCUAAAAAAAUCUUGGCACCCAACUUUUUCAGCCGGCCCAUAGAUUAAACGCAAAUUUGUCAAGCCUUGAUUUAUAUGCUUUCAUAUUAAACUAAAGAGCAGGUAUAUAUAAACGUAAGUAAACAAAGAUUAUAGAAACCGCAGUAUCGUGACUAUACAAGUAAUAGUACUGACUUUUCAGGAAACAAAUUACAGCGAGCAUUGGCAUCCUUUUUCAUGUUUUCCUUUUGGUUUACUUACAUUGUAAAUAUAAAGUUGCAGGCACUUGAUGCUUGGCCCUAAGCAACUGGGCUUCAUUCUAGUAAACGUGGACUUAUUUUAUACCAUAAACCCGAAUACAGCUGAGUUUAUGGGAAAUGUACUUUAGCCGUCAAUGGCAGUUCCAUUCAUCACAUCUGACAGCCCUAUUCAUAGUUUUUUGCCGAUCUGCUUACAGUCCAAAUAGCUCUGUAUUUCUUGCCUAGUGUAGCAAGAGCACAUUUAAUCCUAUGUAUUUACUGCAUUUUCGUGUGUCCUAAAGAAAGAUGUCGGGGGCGGGGGGCGGGGGGUUACAUAUUUAGGAAGUUUCACAGAAUUUAGGACUGUUGGCAAGUAUGAAAUUCUGUGAAUUCUGAAAUUGGUAUGGGGAAGGAUAUAAUGGGGCAGAGCCACAAUGGGGGCAUACCAGUAGAAAUAAGGAGUGUCAGCUCUCUCUUUGCUUAGCUCCUUUUUGCAGCUGGAGGUUUUUUUAGGAAAGAGAUCCAAAAUUAAGACUGUCCUGGCAAAUCUGAAAUGGAAUGUGACGGCAGAUAAGAACCAUUUGGCCCAUCUAGUCUGCCCAACAUACUUUCAUUAGUCCCUGGCCUUAUCUUCUAUCUAGGAUAACCUUAUGCCUAUUCCACGCAUGCUUAAACUCCUUUACUGUGUUAACCUCUACCACUUCAGCUGGAAGGCUACUCCAUGCAUCCACUACCCUCUCAGUAAAGUAAUACUUCCUGAUAUUAUUUUUAAACCUUUGCCCCUCUAAUUUAAGACGAUGUCUUCUUGUUGUGGUAGAUUUUCUUUUUUUAAAUAUAGUCUCCCCCCUUUACUGUGUUGAUUCCCUUUAUGUAUUUAAAUGUUUCUAUCAUAUCCCCCUGUCUCGUCUUUCCUCCAAGCUAUACAUGUUAAGAUACUUUAACCUUUCCUGGUAAUUUUUUUUUAAUUUUUUAUAUAUACUUUAUUUUUGAUGUGCAGUUGGUUACAAGUUAUCGUCAUACGCCACAACAGCGUGUUUGAGGAUGCGUUAAGGUUUGACAGUGGCAUGAGAGUUUGCACAUUUUUUAUAGUUAUAACAGGUUUAUCGAAACAGUAACAUCGUUCACAUACAGUGAGAUUAUUCUCGUUCAACAUUGCUAGGGUAGUUUUGUUAGUGCAUAUGCGGUGUUGUGAUGUGAUUUGCUAUGUAGCCGCAACUGGGUUGAGGAUGUUGUCUAUCCGGGUAGUGCUACUCUUGGCUGUUUUAAGGUGGUAUCUCUACACUGUCUUGACAGCGAUGUGUAUAUAGGUGUGUUCUGAGUAAGCUGUGGUAUCUGCGAGAGUCGGUUUGGUCCGUGCCCAUAUAUGCUCUUUGUGUGCUUGUGAGGAUGAUGAGCCCCUUGUCAGACAUUACGUGUCAGUCCUGCGUGGGCUGGGUGUGUUCCGCCUGUGCUGUCUGUGUAUGGGCUGUGUUCCUGGGAGUGACCCAUAUCGGGUGGGUGGUGGUACCUGGUUGGAGUGUUGUGUCGUCCCUGUGUGCUGGAGCCUUCGAGGGUACUAUGUGGGGGUGAGCUAACCAGCUGUUUGAACGGUAACUUAUCUUUCAUAAACGAGAGUUAAAUUAAAAUUAAAUUAAGAUUAAAAUAGCAGUAAGGAAAAUAAACAGGAAAGGCCAGUCUGCAUCACUUAGAGAAAACUCGGAGAAAACAGAGUUCGAAUAGAGUUACAGAGAACAGUAACGAUUAAUGACUGUACGUGAGAGGCAGGGUAGCGUUCCUUUUGCAAGCGGCUGGUGUGCCGAUUCUUAUUUCUCCUCCAUGAGCCACUGCGGACCGCAUGUGUUGUUCAACAGGUCCGGUUAUCCCCGAUGUGCCCAAGGGUCUUGUGGAGAGGCAAUGAGCCUGCCGGUGUCCUCUGGAGCCAAAGAUGUUUAGGCUGAGUCCUGUGUAUUCCCCUGGGGUUCCGGGUUGCCGUUUAAUGUGCGGUCGCAGUGCGUUAAGGGAGGUUGUAAGUCUCUGGUAAUCAGGACGUGGUCACAGCUUCUGCCUCCAUUUUUUUUCCCCUGCGGCUCAAAUGGUGUUAUCUUCGCUGGGUCCCAGCGUUGGGUCGUGGAGGAGGAGGUCCCCGGAUGCCCUGGAGGAGCGAGGGAGUCCUCAGGCAAGCCGAGAGUAGUGAGUAGCGACUCCGCUCCCGGAAGGUCUGUUACUGUGUAGGAUGCGUUAUUUCUCUGUACCUGCAGCGCCCUCGGCGUGCGCCAUUGGUAAGUUAUGCCGCUUUGCCGCAGGAGUGCCGUGAAAGGUUGGAGGGAUCGCCGCCAUUGAAGAGUGUCCCCGGAUAGAUCCGUGUAAAAGGUAAGGGCCGCGUUCUCGAAGGUGAAUGGUGUUUUUCCUUUGAGGCUUGUGAGUACUGCUGACUUGUCUGCGCCCGUGCGAAACUUCACUACCACAUCCCGGGUUGCAGAUACCGGAGCUCUUUGAGGCUUGGGGACUCGGAAGACCGCGUCAAUUGAGGUGGUUUUGGCUUGUUUCGGUGUCGGGAUUACUCCGAUUAGUCUGCGUACCAGAUGCGGCAGUUCCUCUGUCGGGACAUCGUCAGGGACACCCCUUAUUUUUACAUUGUUGCGGCGUCUGAGGUCUUCCAGGGCCGUGAAUCGUAGGUUAGUGGCCUCUUGUUGCUGUUUAAGGGCCUGUACCUCCGUCCGGAGCUCCAGUAUGGCCUGGGCCUGUUUGUCAGAUGAGGCCUCUAGUAUUCCGAUACGGUUCACCAUACCCGUCAGGUCUGUUCUUAGCUGGGCCAUGUCCGCCUGCAGCACUUUCUGCAGAUCCCCCAGCAUAGUUCGUAGUGUCUCCGUGGUUACCGGGUCGGGUGGCCCCUUUUUCGAGUUCGGCUGUGUUAACGGAGCAAACAUUCCGCCCAGGUAGUCCUCCAGGCCCAUGUCGUCUGAGGAGUCAGUAUAUUCAUCAAGGUCUGCGGCCAUUUUUGGCCCAUGCGCUCCCUGCGCCUGUCGGAACAAGUCUCCGAUAUCUGGUCCAGUUUUGGGUUUAUCUGGUCUCUGUUUCUUUGUCUUUCUCCCCAUAUCCUCUGUGGAGCAGUGGGGUGUCUUUACUGCGCUCUGUAUAGUUGUUAUAACGGGUGUUUUAAGUGAUUUGCACCGAGAGCUCAUCUAUGUGCGUCUAUCUCGUUUGCUUGCUUGGCUCCGCCCCUUUUUCUUUUCUUUUUCUGAAAUCCAUGAACCAGUUUAGUAGCCCUUCUCUGUACUCUCUCUAAAGUUUUAAAAUUCUCUUGUUUUUCUACAUUUUGCCACAUUUAAUACCUUGCUCCUUGAUGCUCACAAUGUUUUUUGCAUUUAAGUUAUCCUAUUUUGCUUCAAACUGGCUUGUUUUUACAGGAUUACUCUAGCCUCUUUGUGGCACAAUCCUAGUACAUGCCCAUAGCCAUAGCCCAGACGCAGAGCUGCAAUCUACAAUUUCUAAAGCUAAUGUAAGAUCGAGAGAGCGCAAACAAACAUUUAAUAGAAAUACUAUCUAUAGACAGUUAAAAUUAUGAUCAGAUAUAGUAGCAGUUGCAAAGAAUUUCCCAAAAGUUAAAACGUAUACAGAAAAAGUGCCAGCUCUUAGUGAAUUUUAUUUAUUGUCUCUGCACAUGGACUGGGAUGAAUCUCCCAAGGGCCGGAAAGACGCCCGCACUGCCCACCGCUGCGUUUGCCUAGAGCUCUGGAGGCCGCUCUCCAUCAACACGUUUCGCCCCCUUCCUGUGGGCUUUGUCAAUAUAGGAGGCGGUGGCAAUGGGUAAUAUAUAUAGCGUGGCCUGAAGUUGUGGGAGGGGCUUGGUUUGGUUCCCCUUCUUAAGGAGCACCAGCCCUUCCCUCAUUACCUGUUAGGUCUGGCGAGUUGCCCCACCCACCGCAUCACCGGGAUGAAUCUCCCAAGGGCCGGAAGGACGCCCACACUGCACACCGCUGCGUUUGCCUAGAGGCUCUAGAGGCUGCUCUCUAUCAACGCGUUUCGCCCGCUUCCUGUUGGGUUUGUCAAGAUUGGAGGUGGCGGCAAUGGGUAGUGGUGUGUGUGUGUGUGUGUGUGUGUGUGUGUGUAUAUAUAUGUUUCAUAACGAUAUCCCAAUGUCUCAGAUUUAAAGUCGUAGUGUCAGAUUACUUCAUGCAUCAUUAGAAAAUAAUACUUAAUGAAUCAACAAUGUGGUUAUUAUAAGGUUUUUUUUGUUUGUUUGUUUUUAUGUGGGAACUGCAAUGUGUGUAAGUUGACUGGUCCCCCUUAUGGAAUGAUCACUAAAUUUAAAUCUUUCAGAACGAAAAAAAAUAUGAUAUUAAAGAAUGCAUUACAUGUCAUACUAAACCAGUAAUUUAUCUUUUAAGCUGUACUUGUGGACUUCAAUACAUUGGCCAAACAAAAAGGAUGCUAAAAUUAAGACUGAGAGAACAUACAUGCAUAAACUUGCGUUUUAUAUUGUAACACACUGUAUGGAAACAUUUCUCUGAACACCAUACAGGAAAUCCAAGCACAUAACAAUUUUGUGGUAUAGAAAAAGAAAAGACCUUGAAGGGGGGGGGAUAUAUAUCUAAGAAACUCACAUACCAGGAAAUAUUCUGGGUUUAUAGCCUUAAAACCUUAGUCCCCCCUGUUUUAAAUGCAGAGUUUGAACAAGCAAAUAUAUAUAAAAAAGUGUUUUUCUUUUUUAUAUAAAAUAGAAUUUUAUUUGGAUAUUCACACUUUGAUUAUGUUAGGGGAUUCUAUAGAUUUAAAUAAAAAAAUAUAACAUCUGUACAAUGUUUUUAGCUUUUUCUAUCUACACUGAUCUCAUAUUUUAAUGUAUGAUUAAAUCUUAUGGUAAUAUAUGAUUUCUAUGACAAUCUCCCACUUAAUGUAUUUUGAAUAGUUUUUCAAUUUGUGUAGACGUCAUCUGUUUAAAUUUGUGUGCGCUUAAUAGAAUAUCAAGAAUACUGUUAUAUACAGUUUUUGUUAUUGGCAACAUGUAUAUUAAUUUACAAUGUGGAAAGGAACAUUGUGCAAUAUGUCAGGAUACGUACAUCUUAAAAAUGUAUCGAGUGACUGGGGCCCUGUUCCGCGGUGAUUAAAUGGUUAAUUAACCAUUUAUUUGUUUACCUUAAUCCAGUGCCGGGCUCCCUCAGCAGUGGUGACCUCUCCUCCUCCAUUGAAGUCAGCUCCUGAGUGGAGCCGAAUGCACAUGCGCGGCCAGAGGCGCGUGCACAUUCAGACCUGCCCAUAGGAAAGCAUUACUCAAUGCUUUCCUAUGGGGAUCGUUUUUGACACUGGAGGUCCGUGAGGACGUUCAGUGACCAAUAAGUGCGAUUUACUCUGUGUAAAUUGUGGAAGCGGCCUCUAGUGGUUGCUAUGUAUUCAGCUGCAGGGUUAAAACUAGGGGGGACCUGGCACCCAGACCACUUCAUUGAGCUGAAGUGGUCUGGGUGCCUAUAGUGGUCCUUUAAUUUAAUAAGUAAUAUGACACUAUCACUUAAAUCUGAGACAUUGGGAUAUCGCUAUAAAACCUAAAUAUUUAUAAUUGUCCUGAUGAAAGCUCUGUGUAAGAGCGGAAACGUUGACUGGAACUGUAAGAAUAAAGAAGAACUAACAUAUUAUAUAUAUUUUUUUUUUAAACCAAAUUCUGGAGUGCCGGUAUUUCUUUCAUAUGUAAAACCGUAACAUAAGAUGGACAGGGAAUGGAAAUGUCUGUUGUGGUGUGCCGGAACUGACAAGUUAGUAGGCCUGAAAUAAAAGAGGGCCUACCUUAUGCUUAUAAAAGGAGGUGCGGUGGGUGGGGCAACUCGCCAGACCUAACAGGUAAUGAGGGAAGGGCUGGUGCUCCUUAAGAAGGGGAACCAAGCCCCUCCCACAACUUCAGGCCACGCCAUAUAUAUAUAUAUAUAUAUAUAUAUAUAUAUAUAUAUAUAUAUAUAUAUAUAUAUAUAUAUAUAUAUAUAUAUAUAUAUAUAUAUAUAUAUAUAAUAUAAAAUCAUUACCCAUUGCCACCGCCUCCUAUAUUGACAGCCCACAGGAAGGGGGCGAAACGUGUUGAUGGAGAGCAGCCUCCAGAGCUCUAGGCAAACGCAGCGGUGGGCAGUGCGGGCGUCUUUCCGGCCCUUGGGAGAUUCAUCCCAGUCCAUGUGCAGAGACUACCAUCAGAUGGAGUGGUAACACCUCCACAAUAUUGUUACAACGCUGUUUGCGUGGUUAUUGGAGACAAUACCACAUUUAUUUUAUGUAAGGGUUCCAUUUGGGGAAGUGUGUGUGUUUUUUUUUUUUUUUUUUUAGCAAUCAAGUGUGCAAUAUUAUGCUAUGUGCGCAUUUUGUAUCCUUCUAAAGGUAUCGAUAUACUUGGUGGAUAUGCAGAACAUGUUACCUUUUUUGGAUACUUUUGAAAUACUUAAGGAUGCAUAUGCCCAUCCUCCUAAACUUAUACUGCACUAUAUUGAAUGUUAAUUGGAACUCUAUACAUAUAAGGUCAAAUUUAUUCGGUUUGUGAUACUCUAGAUUAAUUAUCUAAGGGGUUAUUUGCUUAGCGCUGGCACUUUUUCUGUAUAAAUCUACAACUUCUACUAACACCAGAAAAUUGAACUUUUAAAUCAGUCCUGCAUCGUCCGUUCUUUCAAUUAUUGCACUGUUAUUUCGCAUAACUGUCUGCACUGUAAGAUUUAAAGGGAUCUCCACAGACCAUGGGGAGCUCCAAGUUCCGCAAUAUAAGAGCAUUGAUCCAUCAGACUCAGGCCUACCUAAGAUCCUCUGAGGACUACAGUCUGGCAGAAGACUGACUAGCUCUAUCAAACAAACUGGUUAGUCCACCCCAACUACAGUGGAUGAAGCCCCCUUCACUAAAGAGGAUAUCAAAGGUCUGUUGAAGGACAUACAAGCGAUGUUCCAAGCAGACAUGGCAAUAAUCAUGGAAGAGGUGACCAUCCUUACAGACCAUAUAACCGCUGUUGAGGAAGACGCUGGAGCUGCUAAAUGUCUCAAACAGCUUAAGCAAUUCAUACCUUGAAUAAGAACUAAUGCAGCAUUAUCUGUCCUUGUGACUAUGCUGAAGACAGGGCCAGAGUCUGAAAUAUCCAGGACCCAGCACCUCCACUGCAGAGAAACUUCCUCCAUGAUGGAUUUAUACCAUUUACUUUUAUCGCAGGAUGAAUAAUAUUAAAACUGUUACAUUAAAUCCUUGUAAGUUCAGAGCAGGAAACACUCCCAAAAAAUCGCUUUAUAAAUAGUUCAUACAACUCCGGCGGGUUUAUCUUUCCUCCGUGUCCUCCAAUCAAGUGCUAAACACUGAGCCCAUCUCCAGUGACGUCUACUGUGAAAUGUUUUGCCCAAUCAAAUGAAUGACUUGUUCUGGAUUUGUCCUGCAAAAUCUGGAGAUUUGGAGAAAAUGUCUGGACCUCAAAUUGUGAAUUCCAUAUUUACCUUGGUGUAUAUACUGAACAUUAUUCAGAAGGUGAGCAUGAUGACUGAUUAAGAAGCACCAAAGCUCUGAACCUUUUUAAGAUUGUAUACCAUGUCCUCUCCAAAUCAAGAACAAGUUGGUCAUGUAAUUGGGAGAAAAUGCAUCACAUCAGAUGUCACUGACUCUAUUUGCUUAUAAUUUACACUUUGUAUGUUUUUCGAGCACAUCACUGUGUUUUGCUGGGUAUUUUCAUUUUGAUACUGAAUGUGUUAAGUGCAUGCAGCUAAAAAAAACCUGAAUAAUUUAUAAAGUGCAAAAUAUUUUCAAAUGCCUUGCAUUUUUAUUGGUUGGAAUAUAUUUAUUAUUCAUACUAAAUAUAGUAUGAUAAAGCAAAUUCGGCUGUGCCAUAUCACUGUUAACCCUGACUGGCUCCCUAGACAUUGUCAGUUCAAUGAUGGCAAAAGACCUGGUUGGUACAUAUGACAAACUCCUAAACACCAUUACUGUAUGUGUUGCCUUGGAGCUCUUAAUUAUUUUGCAAGCACAAGAAAAAGUGACUUAUAUAAAGCGAAAUAUCAGUUGUAUUAUGGUCUCCGUCUUCCUAUGUUGCAAUACUUACGGACACUUUCGUCACCUGUAAAAUCAUUUGAGCGGACUUAAAGUGACUCUGUCCUCCGUAAUUAUCUAUAGCAGGGGUAGUCAAUAAUUUAAUACUUACCGCCCACUUUUGUAUCUUUGAUGGUAAAACUUCCUUACUGCCCACCAGUGCCGCAGUGACGAAUUUUCUAGUGCAAGUGCUAUUUUUUUCAUUUAUUUAUUUAUUUUUUAUUAGAAAGAAGGUUUUUAUUUUUAUAUAUAUAUAUAUAUAUAUAUAUAUAUAUAUAUAUAUCUAUAUUAUUUUUUUAUAUAUAUUUUUUUAAUAUGUACUUACAUUUUUCACUAUUUUGUGUGUGUGAGAGAGAGAGAGUGAAGGGUGCAUAGGAUCUAUGCUGUGUGUAGGUGGGUGAGAGGUGAAAAUCUAUCUUAAUGUCUCCACCUCCUUUCUUCUUACCUUUUUACCAGGGUGGGGGGACAUAAUGCUAGUGGUGGCAUGUUCACUUUAGCCUGCAGCUCCUCCGGCUGCAGGCUGACUCCUGUGAGCACAGAACUGUAUCAAAACGUUGCCAAGGUAAUGCAUGGCAACGCUUGCUCCAGCCUGCUCGUGGUAGGAACCCAGAGCCUCCCAGGCACUUCCCUCCCUCUGCUGGAACCAGGUGCCAGCGGGCCAGUGAGGGAGAUCUUUUAUCUCCUCACCAGCCCAAGAAGGCUUACAGCAAGGCUGGCUUUGCAUGGGCCGGCAGGGGAGAUGAAAGGAUCUCCCCUGCCGGUCUUGGUCCAUGACCAUCGAGGCCCACUGGGUGUUUUUCUGCAGAACCUCCCGCUGCCCACAUGAAAUCCCAAACCGUCCACUGGUCUAUAGUCAAGUUGUCACAGCAUUUUUAAAAAAGUGUGUGUGUGUGUGUGUGUGUGUGUGUGUGUGUAUUUGUUGUGUAUUUUUUUUAAUUUAAAUUUAUUUAACAAAUUAAAAUAAAGGAGUUCCAGCUUGCAUGUGGGCACAGAGCACUAUCAUAGUGUGUGUGUGUUUCCUGCACAAUGAAAAUUGGAUGCUACUUUGCAAAUCGCAGAAUUUGAAGGAUUACUAAAGGCACCCAGACCACUUAAUCUAAAUUAAAUGGUCUUGGUGCUGUGGUCAUACGUUUUUAGCUCUGCAAUGAAAAACAUUACAGUUUAGUAGAUGUGUAACUACUUACAUUGCCUCGUAUACCGGACGGGCACUAGAGGCUCUUUCACUGUGAGAACAGAGUCAAUCUCUGUUUUUAUAAAUAACCUCCAAUAUGAGUACUGCGCUGCCUCGCAUGCACUUUGUGUCACCAAUGCGACUCUGCGUAACAUUGGACUGGACUUUUAGUGGCCGCAUGAUAUUGCGGGAGGCAGUCCGAGUGGCUGCAGGAACUCAGGAGCUUGUGGUGAAAAAAGGAAAAACUCAUUAUGUUUUUUUUUAAUUUUAUUUAUUUAUUUUUCCAAAUUAAUUUAGGUUGGGGGAGGGGGGCUAUUCCUAAUGCAAUAAUGUUCCUUUAAAUUUUCUCUUAAGAACAUCCCAUGUUCACUUCACUCGUGUCAGGUUUUGUUUUUUUAUUUAAUUUGUAGCUGUCACACGCAUUUGAUAAAAUGUUGUUUGUGGAAAAUUCACCGUAGAAUUUUUGAAAUUCUAAGGCCCAAAUAACCUAGCUGGAAACAUAACUGCCUUGAAUUUUUUUUUUUCUAAUCUGCCUAUUUUUGCCUAAACCGUGUAAUUCCCUGGUGAAAUCCAGCCAAUUUACCGUUCCGUGAAUAAACCUGUGAUGCAAUCCACACGUGGCCGCUUCCACAGUGAAACACUGACAUGGAUCUUCAAACAGUAAUCUCCGCCAAACCUAUUCGGCUAAAAGAAAAUACCACUUGGCUAUCUUCCAUUAUCAUUUAAGUUAUUUAUGGGAAAAAAUGUCAGGUGACCGAGUCACAUUAAGAAGUGACUAAAGAAGUGGAGAACUGUAUGAAAAGUAAUAAGAUAAACAAAAUACACAAAGGUUAUAUAAAGGGAGAAGUAGGGAGGGGAACCACUUCUGCAGAUCUGACAAAUGUUAAAGAAAACACACCCAGGCAGGGAAUUCAAAGUGACAAUUUCUCCCAUAAAGUUCACACAGGAAACACAGCUGACUUAAGGAGAUUUUCCAGCUAUGUUGGCCAUUCAUUUUAAACUUUCUGUUAAGUUCCCCAAAAGUUUCACUUUAGUGGAAGGCAGACUUGGUUCCCAUAGAACAGGGAUAGCUAAAAGGUAAUACAAUCUGACUUUAAAGCUGAGAGCUGUCCUACAAUUAAUGAAUUGGCAAAAUUAUGGCCAUUUUUAUGUGAAUAGACAAUGCCUUACAGCCAUAAUCAGGAGGGCGCUAAAUGGACAUUACAUCAGUUCUGAUUUGUGCAUAGGUCUUAUUUAUAGUUCCAUAGUGCUUCAUUUGAGAAGUGUUAUUUAAGUGUUCUGGAGCCGUUAAGGUUUGGAGUUUUGGCAAACAUUAGGUCAGUUGAGUUUAAAAAGAUAAGAAAAAGUGAUAGAGCCAAAGCUUUGAAAGGAGAUAGAAGGGUUGGUGGUGAAGUAACAAUGAGGACAAGCUGGCAAACGGUCAAAUAGCACAUUUAAGGCUUGAUGGGAUUCCAGGGGAAGAAUUUUUGUAAUGUGGGUGGUUAGUGUUGCAGAUAAGAUCUGUAGGCUUAUUCAUUUAAAGUGUGAACUGUUGGGAAUACAAGCUGAAUUUCCAAACAGCCAAACUAUGAACAUUGAACAGUUGAAAUGGGUUCAUUUAUUGUUUUUUGUAUGGGUUUUCCAUACAGACAGUCUUAUUCACUAAAGUGAAUUUCAAACUUAACUCCAAAAUACCUGGAAAAAUUCUGUCAGCUAUGCUUUUAGUUUACGUGCUCUGACCUUAAAGGGAGACUCCACCCCUGCAAAUACCAACCAAAUAAAAAUCACUGUUUAGUAUAUUUAUCCUGAAAUGAAAACUUGCAUGCAUUUAAUUAUGCGUGUUUUUUUGUUUUGUUUUUUUAAUUUUUAUUUUUUUUCAAUCGAGGUUAUAUAUAAAAACAGCUUGCAAAACCUGCAGUUCUCUUGUCUUCAGCCUUUGCAAGUCCUCCCCAUCUAACCCCACCAAGACUUUCUAUGGCUGUCCAAUCACAGACUGUCUGAUUAGAAAAAAAAAAAUAGGAUGGGGUGGGGGGGGGGGGCGUGGAGCCGAUGCACGGCCCUGAGCUCUGUGCCCUAAUUGGCAAUAAAUUGAGAAUAAGGUGGCAUUGGGGCGAGUGAGCCACAGCAAAUUUAACACCCCACCUUGGAGCAGACAAUGGGCCGAAAAACUAAAAUAUCUCAAACCGACAAAGGCCCUACUACAAGGGACAUCGGCGAGCUGCUGCAGCACUCCCAAGCCCUGGAGGAUGAAGUUUCCUCAUACUCCUCGAAGGAAGCUUCCAUCGACCCAGGACAGGGAGCAUCACGCAGCCCGCCAGUAGAGUCUAAUGCCUAAAGGCGCAACUGAAGGGGCUACUAUAAAGAUCAUGCUACUUGAGGCCUCUAGCAGAACUCAAGACACCAGAUUGACGGUAGAACAGGUUGCUGAAUUCCCCAUCAAGGAGCGGGUGGAUGCAUUAGAUUAACAGAGGAGGAGGUACAACCUCAAAAUUAAGGGCAUUCCUGACACGGCGGGCCUCAAUGACAUACCCCACUUCAUCAGACGCAUGACCACAGCACACUCCACUUCAACCUCAGGCUCACGCAGGGGAUAAUCAAUCUCUUAUUAUUGUACAUUGCUUUACUGUAAUGUAAUUUUCCUUUCGUAUAAAAAAAAAACAACAACAAAAAACAGAAAAACUCACUGCAUGUUACAUACUACUUGAUGCUAUGUGGCCUUGCUAGGCACUACUAAGUUGAUAUGUUUCAGACGAUACUGUAUUGUACACUUUCCAUGCAGUGUGAAAUAAAAUAAAAUAGGACACACUCUUCACACACAAAGCUUUUCAGCAAGCUAAAGUGCUUUAGGGGUCUGGAGUGUCCCACAUGCCAGCCAUUCCUAAACAAAUCCUUCUUUGCUAAUUGCUAUAUAUGUUUUGAUUACAGGUUCUCUGUCUCAUCAUCGUGAUUUGUUUUGCUGCCUCUCGAACUCCAGGGUACCUCGGGCUUGCUAUCACUGAACUAGUCUUUUGUAUCGUCUUUUUUGUGAUCUUUGCCGUUCACUUCAACCAGCAGCUUUCCUUUAUUCAUUGGGGAUGGACGGUAAGUACACGGUCAUACGACCAGCUCAAACUGAAGAUGGAGUUUGAUAUGUACUGCUAGUAAAUGGUGGAAGGAAUUUUGGGUAAUGUCGGCUAUUAUGAGGACUUUUUAACAAAAGGAGUUCUCAAAUUAGCACUGCAGAAUACAGUAGAUAUUCAAAAAAUGGUAAUGUCAUUUUGAUGUUUUUAUUUUUUUUAUUUAAGAACUAGUGACUCCCAUUGCUACUAUUCUAUUUGUAUGUUAUGGUCUUUGCGGGAAGAUCUGAUGGGCAGAUUGGAGUUUUUGUUUGUUUAUUUAUUAAUUUUAUAAGGCUUCGUCUAGGCACCAUAAACUAGUUUCCAUUCUGUAGCGACAUCUCCCAGGUUAAAGUAAAACCUGUUUUGAAUCAUUUGACCCUGAUCUGGUCUACCAGGGCAAAUGUAGGUCAGCCCCUCUUCGGAUAUAUGUUAAGCAGAGGCUCCCCUUCCACAGAAGAUAAAGAUUUGUCCAUGUUUUGCCUAUCUGAACAGUAUUAACUAGCUGAGAAUGUCAGCUGAUCUCUCCGCCAACAAAGCUUGUCCAAACACUAAUACAUAAGUUGGGACAUCCACUUUUUCUAUACCUGAAGAGCGAUCAGAUCCAGGUAAGUGUCAAAGUGUUUUAAAAUAGUUUGAUUAAUUCUUGUCUCCUGGCACCAUAACCAGUACAGCAGGCUGUAAUGAUUUAUGGUGCCUAGACUGACCAUUUAAGUGACAUUACUAUAACCAUUACAGCCGGGAUGGUGGCACAUAUUAUUGUUCUAGCAAUCAGUACAGCAAGUAUAAUUCAACACUAUAAGGAUAUGCUGUGUAAAUAUAUUGAUUUUAUCAAGAGUUAAUUUAAUUUUACAAUGAAGGUAAUACCUUUUUCAUUAGUGGUCUAUGGUUGAGGGAGUAUUCUGCCUCUUAACCACUACCUGGCCCACACCCCCAUACCCAUUGUAAGGAAUUAAACUUUUUUUGGCCAUUCUGACUUCUUACCUGGAGUCUGCCUGACAACGCUCCCCACUUCACUGCCAUUGAUGGAGAACCAGAAGUUCCAUUAGCUCUCCUGAGCUAAGCCCUCCAGUGGGCUUAACUCCUUGGCGCCCAUAGCUAUGAACUAAACACUGCAUUGCCGUUCUUGGCUCAGGAGAGCUAACAGGAGUUCCUGCUUAAGAACUUUGCAGUUCUCCGACUAUGAUAAUAAAGGUGAGGUACGGCUUUAGUGGUUAUAAUGCUUAGUGUUCCUUUAAUUUUCCAGAGUCUUGUGUUGGGAAAUUAUCAUCCUCCUGAUUGGGGAAUUAUUUCUGUCUGUGUAGCUAUUUGUAACUUUUUUUACAAAACCGGAAUAGGAAUAGUUCCAUAUGUUUGACACCUGCUGGGUUAAAACUACUUAUGAAAAUAUCUUCUAAGCAACUGAACUGUAUUGAACAAGUCACAAUUAUAGGAUGUCUUAUAUGUAACCAUUUUUUUUUUUUUCCUCCCAAUCAGGAUUUCCUUCGUGCUGCCAUCGGUUGCCUCUUAUUUAUCAUUACAUCCAUUAUCUCCCUGAUUAACUAUGGUGAUGGGUCUGCUGUUGCCGGAGCAGUGAGUGUUGCUUUAUAUCACUUUCCUAAUUGUGUUGCUUAAUCUCCUUGUGUCUCUCCCCAAUCCCAGUGACAGAAAAUGUUGUGUUUAAAGCAUCAUGUGCAUACUUCAGAGGAUCCCAACUGCACGUGGUUUGUGACCACCACAAUAGGUGUAAUAGAGGCUGUAAGAUCUACUAAAACCUGAAGAAUCUAGAUGUAACUGAUGCCAUUUAUGAAUCUGUUUAUUUACCAUAUUUCUUCAUAGACCCUUAAUGCUAUACAAACCAGUUGAGGGCUACUAUGCAUGCAAUUCAUUGAAAGUUCCUACAACAGAUUUCAACUUCCUUCCCGUAGUUUGCCAUCAACUUCUCAUCUUUUCAGUAAUGGGAUGUUUAUGGUAUUAGGCUGUGGUUCGGAGUAGACCAUGUGUUCCCCCACCAUGGCUAUCUCUGAUUCUUCCUCAAUCGCAAGCUUCACUGUAAUAUAGAAGGUGCUCUAAUAUGACGUAAAUUGGCAUAAUUUGCCAGUAAUUCAUUGGGAUUGACUCCUACCACAUGUACAGUAGGGUUAAAGGGUAAUCAUUACUGGGUAAAGACUUUCCAAUGGCCACUGCUCAUUUCUCUACCCUAUGUGCCUUGAGGUGAAAGUGUGUAUAUAAUCCAGACCUACUGCGUAUAAGAUUAAGUAUAUGCCCAGUACUAUGAUCCAAAAUUAAUGAGUCAGAGGCAAAACGCUAUCUGACCCCAAUUAAAAAAACAAACAAACAAACAAACCCUACUAAAGGUCCAGGGUAUGUCCAGCCCUUUGGUGCCAACAGUGAAAUCUCCAUUCUAGUUGGCAAGGACGUCCCAACCUUCAGCCACUAACCCCAUCAAUACUUAAAUCAACAGGAUCAUUUAUAUGCCCUCUUUGUUCUGAGGCCACCUCCUCUCUCUGCCAGAUGCCAGGUUGCCACAAGAAAGUAAUGAACAAAGUAGUGUCCAAUGCCUUGAUCCUGUACCUGUCUCUUGAAGUGUGCUCUAUUGUGUUUCGUUUAGCAGUGGAAUUCAAAAAAUCAUUGAUAAAGACCCAUUUUCUUACCCUACAGCCCUUGUCCAGUGCAUGUAACACAGAAAAUAAACUGUAGCAGUUAGAUUGCUUAGAUCAUCCCUCUACCGUUCCUACCUCUAAAUAGGUCAGCAAACAUUGAACAAGAUAAGGACUUUCAGGUCACACCAUUAUUGUGCUAUGUUUAAUGAGCUCUGUCAAUACAGUGUUUACCACAAUGAGUUGAAGCAUUUUCCUUAGUUUGGGGUUGUCUGCAUGUGAUUUUGGGUUCUUGGCACCCAGUAUAGUACUACUGAAAUAUGGCUUCUCCGUCUGAUUUGUACAUCUUUCGUCUUGCAGGUAUUUGGACUUAUAGCCGGCAUACUCUUUGGUUACGAUGCGUACAACACAUUUACACAGCUCAGGAGGAAACAUCAACCAGCUGCAACUGGUAAUUAAUCUGUGCUGUACAAUUUCUGUAAUAAGUCCUGAAUAUUAUCUAAACCAGGGCUGCCCAAUAGGUAGAUCCCCGUAUGUUGUAGAACUACAACUCCCUAUGAUGCUUUGUCAUUCUAAAGGCAUGCAAAGAUGGAUUAUUAGAUAUUUAAACUAUAAAUUUGCACUAGAAAAUAGCAGUUGAUCUGAAUAGUUUAUCCAAUUACUUUUUAUUUUUAAAGGGGCAUUAUAGUCACCCAGACCACUUCAGCUCAAUUAAGUGGUCUGGGUGCCAGGUCCCUCAGGUUUUAACCCUUCAGAUGUAAACAUAGCAGUUUCAGAGAAACUGCUAUGUUUACAUUUGGGGUUAAGCCAAGACAGCCACUAGAGGCACAUCUGCGAUGCUGGAGGCAUUUAAUGCCUCCAUCAUGCAGAGCGUCCAUAGGAAAGCAUUGAAAAUGCUUUCCUAUGGACACUUUGAAUGCGCGCGUGGCACUUGCUGCGCAUGCACGUUUGGCUCCGCUGACGUCGGCGGGGGAGGAGACGUCACCAGCGCAGAGGGAGCCUGGCGCUGGAAAAAGGUAAGCUGCUAAAGGGGUUUUAACGCCUUCAGCGCCACGGGAGGGGGACCCUGAGGGUGGGGGCACCCUCAGGGCACUAUAGUGUCAGGAAAACCGUUUUACCGUUUAAAUACUUUUCACAAAUGGUUACUGUGACUCUCUUUAGGGUGCUUUUUAUAAACAUUAUAAAUAGAAUACAGAGAAAUCUACUUUCCCUCACUGUUCUGUCCACCCUUGAUCCAUCUAUACAACUCCUCUGUAGUUUUCAAACUAAUCUUAUUAACUAACCUGCACAUGAAGACUAUAGUGUCAGGAAUACAAACCUGUAUUCCUGAUACUAUGGGUGUAAAAACAAUGUUUAGGUUUCUAGCCCCCUUCCCCUCCCUUGUGAAAACAGUUGAUUUUUUUUUUUACCUCUUACAAGUAUCGUGUGGGUUGAGUCAUAGCUGGCUCCCCACACACUCCACCUCCUUUGGCUAAAAUCAUCAAUUUUGUUUAUUUCAGUCAAUCCACUGCUUUCCCAUAGGAAAGUAUUGAGAGGCAAUUGUGCAUGUGUGGCAAAACUUUGGGCUGCACCAAUGAGUAUCGUAUCAUAGAGCGUUUAAUCAGUGCACUCCUAGAAACAUUCAGCAACUCCAUGAAGAGCAUGGAGACUCUGAACGAAUGUGCAGCACUGACCCAGGAAGUAUCUCUUUUGGCCAUCUUAGUAACUGCCAUUGGAGGUGUCACUAGGCUGUAGUGUGAACACUGUUAUCUCUGAAAAGCUGUGUUUACAUUAAAAUGCCUGCAGGAACAGGAUAUAGACACCAGAACAACUACAUUAAGCUGUAGUUGUUCUGGUGACUAGUGUCCCUCUAAAAAAAAUCUAAAUUAAUUUUUUAUAUAUAUAUAUAUAAAUUUUUUUUUUUUUUUUUCUAUAAAUUACAUUUUCUUAAAGUUCUUAGAAAUGCACAUAGGAAAAGCACUGUAUUACUAUAAACCGUACCCAGGCACACCGUACUCUGUUUUUAAUGCUCCUUUUUUGUUCUUUCUAGAAACUACUGACGAUGUUUAAAGCUCAUGGUCACAAAGAUGGAGGUGUCUUUGUCUCGAGCUGCGUGCCUCCAUAUUUUCCCCACCUUCUGUAUAGAGUUGACCGUGGUGAUACCAGCUCUGGCACACAGGGUGUUAUCUGUACAAUGAAUAACAUGCAUUUUUGUGUAAUUGUAUAUGAAUACUUUAGUGUACAUAUGUGAACAGAUGAACGUGUUAAUGUAUUUGUGUGCUGACACGUUUCUGUCAUCGAAUUUGUCCACCAUUAGAACUUUACUUAUGUUUAAAAAAACAGUGACAUUUAUUUUUUUUUAAUACAUUUCUCACAACAGAAUAAAAAAAAAAAAAAAAAAGUUGAUAUUGGUGAUGUGGUUUAUUAAAUAGAAUAAUUUUGGUGUUUCCACAGUCAGAAGUGCUAUGGGACAGUGUAAAAUUUAGCUUUUUGCUACCUUGCUUGUAUUCCAAAAUAAGGUAGGUCCUUGAUGGUAACAUUGAUAAGUCAGGUGUUCCGAAGACAAAAACUAUUCCUUCAGAAUUCUGAAGACCUUCACAAAGAUGGUGAUCUUAUGGUCAAGUCACGAUAAAUUGCAGCUUUUGUCUUUCUUUUUUGGGGUUGAAACUGGAGUCGGUGGAGCUUUGUAUCCUGGGGAUCUCAUGAAUGGGGGCAGGGGAAUAGGUUCUCCUAGAAAAUAACCUUCUUCUUCUUCAUCAGACGAAGAGGAUGAUGUGAAAGAAGGAUGAGAAAACCUUACAGGUUCUUUGAGUUCAGAGCUGAGUGGUAUUUUGAAAGUGACCCGAGUUGCUGUCCGUGUUUGACUGCUUAGGUCGGGCAGAGAACGUCUUUGGGAACAGUCACGUGAGAAUUCAUUGGGAACUCUACGUAAACUGGAGUGUAAAGAACGCAUUAGCGGAGUGUGCAAGUGGCAGGUUUGGGUUGUCCCUGACUGAUCUAACAUGGAUACAGAGCGUCCUCCCAUUCUGCUCUCCCCAAUGCUCUCUCCUUCUGGGUUAUGAUUUGUAGAGGUGCCCACAUCUCGUGUCUCUUUCCUUAAAGGCAUCUCUAUUCGUGAGGGGCUUAUUGAGUGCUCACUCACUGUUCGUGCCAAACUACAGCUCCGGGAACAGUAAAUUUGUCCAUGUCGUGGUAGGAAAGGUCUGCCCAGCAGAGAUGUCCUGCACCUUCCACAACAGAAGCAGCCCUCUGAUGCAUGCCAGUGCUGCCCUCCGUAAGACAGCUGUCCCUCAUCUAUACCUGGAGAGAAAGAACAAUCCCGUGAAUUGUAUAUAGACUAUACAUUAAAAUAAUAGCCUUACAGCAUGUGAGCCUAGCUGGUACAUGGAAAUUCUAACUUCAUUUAAAAACAAACAAACAUUUGUUGAUAUAAGUGAUCCAACAUAAGCUUUCUAACUGAUCGAAGAGGGGUAUUAUUUCAGAUAUUUGCAAUGUAGCACUUUUUGUA
Molecule: messenger RNA, 23577 nt
Organism: Pelobates cultripes (western spadefoot toad)
Lineage: Eukaryota; Metazoa; Chordata; Amphibia; Anura; Pelobatidae
Source: the annotation of a GenBank genome assembly